UUUAAUCACUGCAGAUACAUGAAGAUCAGUUUACACUUAAUUUUUCUGUCGCAUUGAAGGUUAAUACUUGGAAUAUCAACCUUGAACCUGAGGAGCGUUAGAUACCCAAAGAACAUAUGUUAGAUAUCCACACAGACACGCUGAGCGAUUUGUCAUUUAAGUAUUUUUGAAUAUUCAAAUAUUUACUCUUGAGCUACUGAGUUUACUUUUUGGGUUUCUACCUCGCUCUUACUCUGUCUAUCUAUCUCUCACUCUGACACAAAUCAUUCAAAAGUGUUUUUUUUAUUUCAUACAUUUUUAUGAUUGUCUUGUCAUAAACUUAAGAAAUUGUUAAUUCAACUGUCGCCUUAUCAACUCGCAUAAUAAAUGAACACGCACAAAGUGUAAACAUUUGUUAUUGAUAAGGAAGCACCUGCUACCUGUGGUACUCAUCCCUGGUUAGAUCAUGGUUCUGCUUAUGGAGAGGCUACCUCAUUACUUUCACUUGUCGUCAUCUCAUUGUAUAUUUGUUUAACUGAAAAUAGUCGCAGCUCUAAAUGAGUGUAGAAUUUCAAACUGUUGAGGCAUCAUUAUUCAGAAGUUGACUCUAAUUAUGACGAUCAAAAGAAUGGGCCGACAUCGGAUUCGUCGUCACAGAUGGAGACGACGGAGGAGGAAGAAGAGAUGGAAAUUAUCUAUCAACAUCCAGAUAGAAAUCGCCGUACAAUCUCGUCUAUAUUCAAUAUACGACCUGGUGAUUCUAAUAAGCUUAUCGAACGAGAUUUAUUCUCUUUGGGUUACAACGCCUCUAAAGUUGAUUCAUGGCCUACUAGUCAAUUGUUUGAAAAACCAAAUCUCUAUUUAAUGCUUUUGGAGUUGAUAAGGAAACGUCUUAAAGCCAAUGCCAUUAUUAUUAUUGGCCAGAACUCAGAAUAUGUUCAUCUUAUGGUCUUGCAGAGUUUCUCUCGCAUGUUUCGUGAUAUUCACAAUGUUCUGUCUAUAGAAUUGCCCAUGGAACAGGUUACGCCACGCUCCUUUAAGCUGAUUUAUGAUUGGAUGAUUGAGGAUAAACCACUCUUAACACGUUUGGGUUUGCUGGAGGUUUGGCGGGCAGCUAAUUUUCUGCAGAUCCCUCAACUAGAGCUUCAAUGUGAAGUGUGCCUGGCUCAGGGACUAAAUGAAGAGUCGGCUUUCAUGCUAUAUCUGGAAUCGCGUAUCCUAAAGAUGGAGCAAAUACAGCAACAUUUUCUGGAGCGUGUAUCCAAAUUUUUUCUCAGCCUGGUAGCCUCUCAAGAGUUUCUAUCUCUAGCUCGUGAGCCGCUGCUUGUUUUGCUAGGCUCUAGCAUGAUUUCUGUUAACACCGAACUGGAGGUCUUUAUGUCUGCUGUCCGUUGGUUGAACUAUCAGUGGCCACAGCGUAAAGAAAACAUAUCCGAGGUUGUUGCUAAAGUUCGAUUUGCUUUAAUACCCCCUUGGCUAUUGAUACGUCUACAGAAACCCAAGAUGACAUCUCUGUCAGUCGAACGUAUUGCCCAGCAGGCAGAAGUUCGACAAUUUAUACAUGAUGGCAUUGCCUAUACGACCACAAGAUUAUUUUAUGGCAAUGAUAGGGAUUCAUUUAGGGAGCAUUUACAACGUACAGAAACUCAAACGCCUGAGCAAAGAAUGUGGAUCUAUGAUCGUGCCUGUUCACAUCAUCAUCGUCUCAAUUGUAAAAUCUCUGAGGAUCUAACCUAUGAAAUGUUUAUACAGUAUUUAAAUCAUAUACAAAUGCAGCAUAAAGAUUAUUGGCAAUCCCUGGAACCAGUUGGAGCCAGUCCAAAAUGUUUGGCCUGUCAGCGGCAAGCCGAGGCGGUGCAGAGAUAAACCCUAUAUAUACUCAUAUUUUGAUCUUCA
Messenger RNA from Drosophila willistoni, 1875 nucleotides. Its product is annotated as kelch repeat and BTB domain-containing protein 8. Bases 637 to 1845 code for a protein of 402 amino acids. The record is from RefSeq and is a predicted model, not a curated record. Lineage: Eukaryota; Metazoa; Arthropoda; Insecta; Diptera; Drosophilidae. The transcript has a single exon. Gene Ontology annotation, molecular function: protein binding.